AUGGCGAUAAGAACUGAAUUAUGUUCAAAUUUUCCUUGUAUUUAUGCGUUUUGCUUCAACUCGCAAAAGCGGAUUUGUUUCAGCCGUUUCCCUUCCCAAUCAACCCUUUGGACAUCUUCAACAUUACAACGUUGUCACAACAAUUGUGAACAAAAUGGGACUCGGCAAUGUACAAAAGAACAGAAGCAAACGCUGACUGAGAACAGUUAUGCCAUAAAACAACUUGACGCGUUCGGAAAGAUUCCACCAGCUUUGCUCAAUCUUGCUAUAGUGAGCUCAGGUUCUUAUAGUGAAUGUAUAGAUGUAACAGCACCUUAUCGAGUGCAGUACUGUUUUGUGAAUGCCGUUCCCACUGAAGGAAUCAACAAUUUUCUGCCUGACACGACGCUGAAUCCAGCUAUAUACGACGUUGGUAUUGGGCCAAAACUUGCGGUAUGCAUGCCAAGUAGCUGUACACAACAGGACAUCACAAAUUUCUCAAAUAGUGUCAAUGCAAACAGAACGUUGCCUUUGGAAUUUACCAGCACUAGCUGUGUGCCGUUGACCAACAAUUACACACUUUCGUUUUGGAUAUUUAUGAGCUGUGUAGCAUUUUUUGUGUGUUGGGCGGUCUGCGCAACUAUUGUUGACUAUGUCUGGCAAACAUCCUUUGAGCAUAAACAACAAAACAAGGCUCUUCAAAUAUUUCUUGCUUAUUCCGUAUGUAGCAGUGGAUCCCAAAUAAUGAAUGUUAACCAACCAAAACAAGGGACAAUCAAAUCCCUGGCAUCAAUCCGUUUUAUUUCCAUGACAUGGGUUGUUGCCGGGCAUGUCUUAACACAAGAAGCCUCCAGCGAUACGCUUGCGCCUGUUCUCAAUAUAUUCAGUCCAAUCUUAUCUACAACUAUCAUAAACGCGUUUUUCUCUGUGGAUACAUUCUUUGUUCUUUCUGGUAUACUCGUGACAUACACAUUCUUCAAAGUCAGACCAACAACUGAAUAUAUUAAACGUGCAUCGUUAUGGGUCAUGUGGUAUGUGCAUCGCUAUAUCAGGCUCACUCCACCUGUUAUGGUUUUUCUUGGUUUUUAUGUAGUCGUGCACCCACUCGUGAACGGACCGUGGACAAAGAGUAUAUUUUCAUGGUUUGAUACUCAAACUGCCACCUGCGAAAAGUAUUGGUGGCGUAAUAUGUUGUACAUAAACAAUUUCUUCAAAUACGACGAGAUGUGCUACCUAAUUACGUGGUAUCUUGCAGUUGACACACAGCUGUACUUUGUUGCUCCAAUUUUUCUGAUUGUCCUGUAUAUGUCUGAAAUUGCUGGUAUUAUUCUUCUUAUUGCGUGUAUCGCUGCCAGUGUUGGAUAUGUGUAUGCCAUUACUAUCAAGCACUCGUUUCCUGCUGUUAUGACGGGAAUGUUCGCUUUAGAAAAUUAUGAUAAAUUUUUUACAACACACUACGAAUUGCCUUGGACUCGUUGCCCUCCUUAUUUUAUUGGCAUGAUUGUUGGUUAUGUUUUAGCAACAAAGAGUAAACCAAAGCUAAGCAAGUUUUUUGUGAUACCACUGUGGAUGCUGGCAACUGCUAUUGCUUUAGCUUCUCUUUAUGGACCUCAUAGCUAUAUAAAAGGAGAAAGCAAUUGGGGCGUAGCUGUACGAGCAACCUACAACAAUUUUUCUCGAAUUGGAUGGGCUCUAGCAGUAGCGUGGGUUGUUGUAGCUGACCACUGGGGAUGGGGAGGAUUGAUCGCGGAAUUUAUGGGACAUCCUUUAUGGCAGCCGUUGGGUAGACUAUCCUAUUGUGGAUACAUUGUUCAUCACUUUCUCAUUCGAUAUGUGUAUGACCUAGAUGAUCGACCUGCGCAUUUUACUUCUAUUUGGAAAACGUACAUUUGUAUGGUCAUUCCCAUUGUCGUCGUCUCCUAUGUGUUCGCAUUUUUCUGGAGUUGUCUUUUUGAAGUACCCAUAGUGAAAUUGGAAAGGAUGUUGACAGAUGGACUGUUUCCAAAACAAACUUCCAAACCAAAGCUUCAAGAUGGAGUUGAGGGACACGCUGCCAGCAGCAAAAAUGUUGCUGAUGCUGGCGGUAAUCAUACAUUUCCCGAAUCUUCCAUCGUUCUUAAUGGCAAUGCUAAGGACGAUGGCAGCAUUGUUAGCUACCAGUGGACACAAGUCUCAGGUCCUACAAAUGCUUUGUUGGUGAAUGCCGACAAAGCCAAAGCAACAGCAUCGGGGCUGAUAGAGGGUCAUUACGUGUUUAUGCCGUUGUGGAAGACGAUGGAGAUAAAAAUGAACCCCCAGUUGCGCGAGCCUUCAAUGCCACUGAUCCUCAUUGUGGGAGUGGCGUUUGCUGCUGAUUGGAAAGUGGCUAAUGUCGAAAGGACUAUCGAUCUGUCAUCUCAGACGAUUUUACCAGCGUCGGCCAAGGAUAUAUACUAUAGAGAUGAGAUUGGAAACAUAUCAACAUCAGCUGUGCGACUUCGCGCUGAUUCUGUUGAUGUCGAACUGAAACCGAGUUACAUAUUCCCGCUUUUUGGAGGAUGGCGAACUUCCUAUGUUAUCGGUUAUAAUGUGCCUUCUUUCGAAUAUCUUUACAAUAAGGGCAAUAAUUAUGCGCUAAAAAUGAGAGUUCUCGACCAUGUUUUUGACAAUGCUGUGGUUGAAAAGCUUACAACGAAGAUCAUCCUGCCAGAAAUGAUAAGAAAAGCGAGGCUUAUCACACCAUACAGCAUGGAUAGAAGACCCGAUGAAGUCCGCGCUACAUACUUGGACACAACUGGCAGAACAAUUAUAGUGUUGCAGAAAGAAAACCUUGUUCCAGAGCAUAUCCAGUCUUUCACUAAUUUGGAAAUUAUGUCAUACAUUUUCAGCUGUUUUACGAUUGAGUUCUCGCAAAUGAUCCGCGAACCAUUGCUCGCCACGGCAUUUUUCUUUGCACUCUUUACCGUUGUAAUUAUCUAUGUGCGGUUCGAUUUCACAAUCGUUGCGGAUCCGGCACGUGAAGCACGCGAACGUAUCUUGGGAAAGGUGUCGGGUCUUUUCGAGACUUUUUACUUUAGCAAGGAGCAGAUGAGGAGCGCAAUUUACGACGAGCAUCUCUAGCACUGGCUCAUCAAAAUAACAAAUUCAAUCUUGGCGCUGUUCCCGAUGACAUCAGUGGAGAAAAUUCGUUCUUCAUAUAUGCAAGCAAAUAAAUAAUAUGGGCCAACUGCGACUGCAAUUUAAACUGUUCCACAAACCGUUGUCUUGUUGGAAAGGUUCAUUUUUUUACACCAGUGGGUGUGAAAUGAUUAACGAUAUAAGAUGA
Cylicocyclus nassatus is the source of this 3283-nucleotide messenger RNA. NCBI's taxonomy places the organism in Eukaryota, Metazoa, Nematoda, Chromadorea, Rhabditida, Strongylidae. The record is from the annotation of a GenBank genome assembly.